UACAGCCAGAAACUUUUGCAGGGGUUUACGCCAGCCACAAUUUUCUUGCACCAGCAAAAUCAGCCUAAUAGUUAAUUUAGCAAUAGUAAUUUCUUGUGAUUAAUUUUCUUGUGAAAUAAUGAGUGAUAAGGAAGUGUGGUGGGGCACUACCCCUCCCAAUAACCCAAAAAAAUAAAUAUAAGGUGGUGAGGUAUUAUUCUUAGAUUUCAUGUUAAGGCAGACACAGUAAAGCAAAUGGAGAAACUAAACAAACUAGGCACUGAUUCUUUGGCUCAAUCUAGAGAAAGCUCUUUGUUCUUUCCCUCCAGUAAGUCACAUAAGAAAACAAUAUAUUAGUCAGUUGCCUAUACUUUUCUAUGUUCAUUUUUGUCAAGAAAACAUACUAAUGGAUGUUCUAGUUAAAUUCCCAAUUAGAGCUUCUUCAUUUCAUUGCCCGGUAAUAAACUCUGAUAUCACAAAGAAGCUUGCCCUUAGGUUCUCUUCCACUCCCAGCAAAAGAAUAUGCAACUUGCAAAGCAUUGGUUUCAACAGGAAUGUCCUAAAAAAACCUUGGGAUAGGAAAAGAAUUUCAGCCAUAGCACCAAACAGAGACCCCAAAUCUGAGCAAAAUUCAUUCUCUCCAGCAGAGAUUGUAGAUCACUUCUACACAUGCAUCAAUGACAAGGAGCUACGAAAAUUGGAUGAAUGCAUAUCUCAAGAUGCUUGCUUUGAUGACUACACGUUCAUCAAACCAUUCCAAGGAAAGAAGGAAGUAAUGCAUUUCUUGCAGCAGCUUACUGAUAGCAUGGGCCAAAAUGUGAAAUUCAGAACAAGAAAAAUAUUGGAGGGAGAUGAUUUAACUGUUGCAGCAAACUGGCACUUGGAAUGGAAAAAGGAACAGAUCCCUUUAACCAGAGGCUGCAGUUUCUUCAAGCUAUCAAAAGAAGGAGAAAUCAUGAUCAUUAGUAGAGCUGAAGUACUAAUCGAAUCACCCGUCAAACCUGGAAGCAUAGUUUUGACAGUGUUGAAGACCGUGACUUCACUAUUUGAUGCCUUUCCAAAUGCAGCUGAAUGGUUCCUAAGAAAGCCUCAUGCAAUACUAACAUGGAUACUAAAAAUUUACAGCAUAUUUAUAGAGCCUAUGGUUAAACCACUACUAGAUGGGUACAUAAAACUAUGGGGUUUCACGGUUCGAUUGCUUAUCGAUGCAUUCAAGCUUUUGGCAUUUAUUUCUAAGAUCCUAUUCAAGUAGAGAGUAUGUAUGAUCUCACAUCACAUUAGCUGGCAUCAACCAUCAUCAUCAGAACCGCUGUUCCACCAUGUCUCCAACAAUGAAAGGGCAAGCAAUGGUCCUAUAACCGGUGGAAGCGGUGGCGGCCGGCUAAAGGAAACUAUUGGAUCAUUGUUGUCUUGUUUCUUAGGUUUUGAAGUCACCAAUAUACCUGUUUCAAUUUCAAUAAUAACAAAUUUGAUUUCAUAA
This is a messenger RNA of Lotus japonicus, 1459 nucleotides long. RefSeq lists its product as uncharacterized. The record is from RefSeq and is a predicted model, not a curated record. Bases 386 to 1231 code for a protein of 281 amino acids. The transcript is spliced from 6 exons. NCBI's taxonomy places the organism in Eukaryota, Viridiplantae, Streptophyta, Magnoliopsida, Fabales, Fabaceae.